Molecule: messenger RNA, 2633 nt
Organism: Malania oleifera
Lineage: Eukaryota; Viridiplantae; Streptophyta; Magnoliopsida; Santalales; Ximeniaceae
Product: probable inactive purple acid phosphatase 2
Exons: 2
Coding region: 210-2210 (666 amino acids)
Molecular function (GO): acid phosphatase activity; metal ion binding
Source: RefSeq, a predicted model, not a curated record
AAAAACCAAAAUUUUAAAUCCACAACUCCGAAAAAAAAAAAAAAAAGUCAUAAUUUCAAGAAGAGAUUUGAUUCCGCAAGAAAACGACCAUAUCAUAAGAACAAAAAAAUAAUGUAUUAAUGGAAAAUGAAGCAACAACGUAACGUUUAACCAAUCAGCCCCUUAUAGAUUUCCCAAGCUCCACACCUGAACUCAGCUUUAAUUUAACCAUGAUUUCUCCACGCCCUCCUUUCUUCUUCUUCUUCUUCUUCUCUGCAAUUCUCCACCUAUCCUCCUCUUCCUCAGCAUCCAUAUCCAUCUAUCCCCAGGUUCUACCCAAAUCCGGCGACCCAGUACGAAUCAACUGGACCGGCAUCGACUCCCCCUCCGAUCUAGACUGGCUCGGCAUCUACUGCCCCCCAGACUCCCCCUCCGACGACUUCAUCGGCUACGUCUUCCUCUCCUCCUGUCCAACAUGGCAAUCAGGGUCGGGCUCGGUCCAUCUCCCUCUGGUCAACCUGCGAUCGCCCUACGAGUUCCGGAUCUUCCGGUGGGCUCGGGACGAAAUCGACAAGAAGCGGCACGACCACGACCACAACCCCUUGCCGGGGACGAAGCACCUGCUGGCGAAGUCGGGUCCGCUGCGGUUCGAGGCGGGUCGCGGGCCGGAGCAGAUCCAUUUGGCUUAUACGGACAGGGAUGAUGAGAUGAGGGUGAUGUUCAUCACGGGUGAUGGGAAGGAGAGUUUGGUGAGGUAUGGGUUGGGGGAAGAUCGGAUGAGUGAGGUUGUGGGGACUCAGGUGACGACGUAUCGGAGCGAGGAUAUGUGUGAUUCGCCGGCCAAUUCUAGUGCUGGGUGGAGAGAUCCGGGGUACAUACAUGAUGGGGUUAUGAGGAAUUUGAAGAAAGGGAAGAGAUAUUAUUAUCAGGUUGGAAGUGAAUCUGGGGGUUGGAGCAUAACUCACAGCUUUAUGUCAAGAAAUGGGGAUUCUGAUGAAACAAUAGCUUUCCUCUUUGGAGACAUGGGAGCUGCAACACCAUACUCCACCUUUAUUCGUACACAGGAUGAAAGCAAAUCAACUAUAAAAUGGAUACUCCGUGACCUAGAAACUCUUGGUGAAAAACCCGCCUUUGUCUCACAUAUUGGUGAUAUCAGCUAUGCAAGAGGCUACGCAUGGCUGUGGGAUACCUUUUUCACACAGAUUGAACCUGUGGCCUCCAAAGUCCCUUACCAUGUGUGCAUUGGUAAUCAUGAGUAUGACUGGCCAUUGCAGCCUUGGCGACCUGACUGGUCCACAACAAUAUAUGGAAAAGAUGGAGGUGGUGAAUGUGGUGUGCCCUACAGCCUCAAGUUCAACAUGCCGGGUAACUACUCAGAACCAACUGGAACUCGUGCCCCAGCCACUCGGAACCUCUUCUACUCUUUUGAUAUGGGUGUAGUGCAUUUUGUGUACAUAUCAACGGAGACUAAUUUUCUUCCAGGAAGCAGCCAAUAUAACUUCAUAAAACAAGAUUUGGAGUCUGUUGAUAGGAAGAGAACUCCUUUUGUGGUUGUCCAAGGACACAGACCAAUGUACACGACAAGCAAUGAGUACAGGGAUACCCCCAUAAGGGUGAGACUGCUCAAACACUUGGAACCAUUGUUUGUGAAGAACAAUGUCACUCUUGCAUUGUGGGGUCAUGUCCAUAGAUAUGAGAGGUUUUGUCCACUGAAUAACUUUACUUGCGGAAGCAUGGGCCUGAAAGGAGAGGACUGGGAAGCAUUACCUGUACAUGUUGUGAUUGGAAUGGGGGGGCAAGACUGGCAACCCAUAUGGGAACCCAGAGCAGACCACCCAAAUGAUCCGAUCUUCCCACAACCAGAACGAUCCAUGUAUCGUGGGGGUGAGUUUGGGUACACUAGAAUUGUUGCUUUAAGGGAGAAGCUGACACUCUCUUAUGUAGGAAAUCAUGAUGGGGAAGUGCAUGAUAUGGUUGAUAUUUUGGCAUCAGGACAAGUUCUCAGUGGUAAUGGAGGUGAUGGUGCUGCUGAAAAUGGUGAAGUGGUGGGGUCUAAAUCUGCUGAAAACAGGGGUGAGGUGGUGGAGCCUAAAUUUUCGUGGUAUGUUAAGGGAGCUGGUGUCUUGGUGCUUGGUGCGUUUAUAGGCUACAUGAUUGGGUUUUUAUCACAUUCCAGGAAAGGAGCUGGCUCAAGAAAGGAUUGGAUGCCAGUGAAGAAUGAGGAAACAUAAAAACCCCCGUGUUGUUGUAGCAUGUUGCCUCACAAAAGAAGUGAAGGUCUGAGUUUUGUAUGAUGUGUCAAAUCUUCAAAACGUUAUUGCAUAUGGGCAUAAAGGUGUAUUGAUAAGAAAUGAUACCCUUGUGUAGUAUUUGGGAGUAUGAAUUUGGAGUUUUGCAUCUGGAUUUGUGGGGAUUUGAAUAAAAUUCAAUACAAUUUUGUAUUGUAUUUUUUUCAAAUUUUCUCAUUCAAAUCAAAGGUCUAAAAUCUAAACUCCAAAACACAAGGCCAGAGUAUUUGGAGUAAUUGUAUUUGUAAGCAUAUAUUUGUUGUAUUGUCUUAUAAACUCGUCCAAGUGUCUGUAGAUAUGAAUUUUUUUUUUGUCAUUUGGAUUUUUAUGUGAAUUGAUGAUGAUACGAGUGUUUAUAUGGUCAAA